GCACAACAUAUACCAAACUUUCAACUAGUUCCAUUCAAUGACCAUAUCUUUGUACCGUCCAUAGAUGUCAAGGACAAUACUCGGACACAAUUAAACAUUCCUUUGCUUCUCCCUCAAGGCAUUCUUGCUUCACAGCAAAACUAUAUUUCUUCCUUCUUUCUACAUAUUCUGUUGGGUCCAGUCCUAUAUAACAUUAAGUCUUCUCCAUCUCUUGCAUGACCACCCCCCGAUCCACAGUAGCAUAAUGGCUAAUAUAUGCAAUAGAGCCACUCAUGUCCUUGCGCUUUCAUUUUUGAAUCUUAUCAGUAUUGCUAUUGCUUCUGUCGUCUCCACCGGGAAUUUUAAUGGUGAUUUCUACAUUACAUGGUCUCCUAGCCAUGUGAACACUUCAGCAGAUGGGCAUGCAAGGAGCCUGAAGCUAGACCAAGAGUCAGGGUCAUCUAUCGCCUCGAACGAUAUGUUCUUGUUCGGGCAGAUUGACAUGCAGAUUAAACUGAUACCGGGCUACUCUGCAGGCACUGUCCUAGCAUUCUAUCUCACAUCUGACCAACCGAACCGAGAUGAGAUAGACUUUGAAUUCUUAGGAAAUGUGACCGGGCAGCCAUACAUUCUGCAAACAAAUGUAUUUGCUGAUGGUUUGGACAACCGAGAGGAGAGGAUCUAUCUAUGGUUCGAUCCAACCAGAGACUUCCACACCUAUUCAAUUCUUUGGAACCGUUAUCAAAUAGUGUUUAUGGUAGAUUGGGUGCCAAUAAGAGUGUAUAGAAAUCAUGCAGACAAAGGUGCGGCCUUUCCAAGAUGGCAGCCAAUGUCUCUGAAGGUGAGCCUAUGGAAUGGAGACAACUGGGCUACGAGGGGAGGGCGCGACAAGGUUGACUGGUCAAAGGGCCCCUUCAUAGCCUCAAUGAGAAACUACAAGAUUGAUGCUUGUGUGUGGAAGGGGAACCCAAGGUUUUGCAGGGCUGAUAGCUCCACCAAUUGGUGGAACAAGCCCAGGUUCAGCAGCCUUACAUGGAGCCAGAGGAGGCUGUUCAAAUGGGUCAUGAAGUACCACCUCAUCUAUGACUACUGCCAGGACCCCAAGAGGUUCCAAAAUAAGCUACCAAGGGAGUGCUCUCUUCCCAAGUACUAGUCUAAGAGGGAUUCACCCCUUGGAAUGCCAGCAAAUUAAACUGGUGUGUGUUGAUCACAUCGAAUGAGGAACUGAUGAUGAAUGAGCUUUUGGUUGGCCUUUGAUAUAUUUUUCUUAGGCAACAAUAAUAGCAAAUGUAUGAAGAGCACACCUAUAAGUUUCUGUCACCCUUGCGAUCAAAUUUCUUCGUUCACUGGCUUUCAAAGGACAACAUUAUAAUCAUCAUAAUUCCACCAAUCGGCUAAAUGCGUUAUACGGUGCAUAUA
Messenger RNA from Phoenix dactylifera (date palm), 1398 nucleotides. RefSeq names its product xyloglucan endotransglucosylase/hydrolase 10 (gene XTH10). Gene Ontology annotation, cellular component: apoplast; cell wall. Gene Ontology annotation, biological process: cell wall biogenesis; xyloglucan metabolic process. The record is from RefSeq and is a predicted model, not a curated record. Lineage: Eukaryota; Viridiplantae; Streptophyta; Magnoliopsida; Arecales; Arecaceae. Gene Ontology annotation, molecular function: hydrolase activity, hydrolyzing O-glycosyl compounds; xyloglucan:xyloglucosyl transferase activity.